CAGCCGCACGGGGAGCGGUGGGGUCACCGUGCAUGGAGGUGUUCAGCGAGAUGAGGCACUGAGGGAUGUGGGCACGGUGAGUUGGGUUGGACUGGAUGAUCACGGAGCUCUUUUCUAGCCUUAAUGCUUCUAAGAUUUUGCUUAAAGAAAGGUAGAAGCUGUUACCUCCCUAUUUUGUGAAGUGAUUCAAUAGAGAUCCGAAAACCAUGUUGCAGCUGGAGCAGCUUGGCAACUAAACAGCUGAUAGGAGUGAGCAGGGCUUGGGAGCUCUGUGUAAGGCAUCUGUGUUCCUGGUGGACCUGGAGGCAUUUAAGAACACAUUAGUGGUAGCCUGCACGCACACACAGAGGAUAAAAAUAACGAAACAUUGAAAUUUGCAGUCAGCAGUUCUGUAUGUUGCAGCCUAAAAUACACACGAGAUACCGACCUGUUGGGAUGCUGAGCUGCAGCUGCUCGAUUCUUUGAUACACAGUGCUCCAUUUGGCCACCGAAUGUGCUGCCCUUGUCACAAAUUCCUGCAGGACAGAUUCCACAUUAGGUUCUGGGCAAGAUGACCACGCUCACACGACAGGACCUUAAUUUUGGGCAAGUUGUUGCAGAUGUUCUUUCAGAAUUUCUAGAAGUGGCCGUUCAUCUCAUCUUAUACGUUAGAGAAGUUUACCCUAUUGGGAUCUUUCAGAAGAGGAAAAAAUACAACGUACCUGUCCAGAUGUCCUGCCACCCAGAGCUCAAUCAGUACAUCCAGGACACGCUGCACUGUGUAAAGCCACUGCUUGAGAAGAAUGACGUGGAGAAAGUUGUAGUUGUAAUCCUGGAUAAAGAGCACCACCCAGUGGAGAGAUUUGUCUUCGAAAUCACCCAGCCACCCCUCCUUUCCAUUAGUUCAGAGUCCUUGCUGUCCCACGUGGAGCAGUUACUGCGUGCCUUCAUCCUGAAGAUAAGUGUGUGUGAUGCUGUGCUGGACAACAAUCCCCCAGGCUGCACCUUCACAGUUCUGGUUCACACACGAGAGGCCGCUACACGCAACAUGGAGAAGAUCCAGGUGAUAAAGGAUUUCCCAUGGAUUCUCGCUGAUGAACAAGAUGUGCACAUGCACGACCCCCGGCUUAUCCCGCUGAAAACUAUGACUUCUGACAUCUUAAAGAUGCAGCUUUAUGUAGAAGAACGAGCCCACAAAGGCACCUGAUUUCAACUCUUCCUUUUCUUCAAGCCUCAUCUGAUCUUCCAGCGGAGUAAGAUCUCUCACCAACCAUACCUUGAUAGCCCAGUCUCCUCAGCUGGCCUUCUGGAUGAAUGUAGAGCAGCUGCUGCCUCUUUAUUUCAAGUGCUCUUACCAGUGUAUAUAGAACUGACUUGGAAUGUGGAGCCAGAGCCUGUUCCCAUGUACACUCAUGUGUGAGAGUGAGUAGAGGUUUCAUGACAGUGAAUCCCUGGGGGUAGGAUACAGCUGACUGCGGUCGGCUCUUUGUACAAAUCCAGUUCUUGCCUUAAACAGGACAUCUCCAUUGCACACUGGUAGUGCUAACCAGGGAUCUGCUGUAUGCUCCACUAGAGCAAUGGUCUGAUACCAUGCGCGAGUGAGGCCUUAUGUAGCAUCUGUCCACUGUGACUGUCCCAAGUAGUCUUCAAUAAAUAUCAAGUUUUACUCCA
Molecule: messenger RNA, 1650 nt
Organism: Meleagris gallopavo (turkey)
Lineage: Eukaryota; Metazoa; Chordata; Aves; Galliformes; Phasianidae
Source: RefSeq, a predicted model, not a curated record